Messenger RNA from Paraphaeosphaeria sporulosa, 795 nucleotides. RefSeq lists its product as uncharacterized. NCBI's taxonomy places the organism in Eukaryota, Fungi, Ascomycota, Dothideomycetes, Pleosporales, Didymosphaeriaceae. The record is from RefSeq and is a predicted model, not a curated record. The transcript has 3 exons. The coding region runs from base 1 to 795 and encodes 264 amino acids.
AUGUCGAUCCUUCUACCCUUAUACGUGUAUCCUUGGCCAGGUGUAUGGGACCCGUUGUACUGGGCAGCUGGCAACAAUACCAAUCUCAAAUUCAACGUUAUCUUGAACCCUUGUAGUGGACCAUGCAUGGGCAGCCUACCCGAACCAGCGUAUAUCGACGAAAUACCCAAGCUAAAGAAUCAUCCGAACAUUCGGACUUUGGGGUACGUUGCGACCAACUAUACCGAUAAGGUCCUAGACAGCGUACUGUCGGAGAUUCGCCAGUGGGCAAGUUGGCCGAUGCUGAUGAAUGACACACGGAUGUCAGUGGAUGGCAUAUUUUUCGACGAGAUACCGGGUCUUUAUCAUUGGCAAAAGCACGAUUACCUGAAAGCAACAACGAAUGCGGUGCAAGCUAGUGAGCAUCUGGGUGAGAAGCUUAUUAUACAUAAUCCGGGGACGCUACCCGACCCCGUGUGGAAUUACCUUGACCUUGCCAAUACGACCGUCAUCUUUGAAGACACGUUCGCUAAUUUUAUCGAGGCAACCAAAUUCAACGCACUGAAGAACUUCCACACCGCCACCAAUCUGCCCACAUCUGCGUUCUCGAUCAUGCUCCACUCUAUUGGAAGUAUCCCCGACGAGCUUGUCACGUGGACCGUGAUGCAGAUGAAGCACAUGGCAGAAUGGAACUUUGCAACCAACGUGGCGACUGCGGGGGAGUACUGGCAUAGCUUCCCGACCAUCUUCGAAUUGUUCAUCAAACGAUACGCGCAGUUGAACGAGGUUGAUGAAGACAAUUUAGAAGCUGAGUGA